UGCGUUUCAAAAUGUAGUUCUGUCUCGCUACGGCAGGUGCAACCUUGGAAACUUGACAUAACAUACUUGGAUUGUACCGGGGCUGUUGUACACCCACUCAUGUGUACAGAUGUGUACAGAUCAGACUGACAGACAUUGACAGAUACUGAGCUGACCCGGAUGGCCAGAAGCGUGAUCGUGGUUUCCGUUAUGCGUGGUUAGAGUUGACGGUAUACAACAGACGACGCCGGACAUAUUACGUAAACAGGCGACAGCUUGAGGCGGACGGGAGUUGUGAGCGCACCGGAGAGCAUCUCCGACCAUGACGCCAGGGAGAAUGCUGAUGUUUCCACUUGUUGUUAUUGUGUUUCCUGUGGCCAAAGGUCAAUCAUGCAGCUUCAUUGAGGUUCCGGGACAGAAGGGGUCGGACAGCCUUUGGAGUGACACGGCGACCGACACAAGCCUGAGUGCCUGCAAGACUCUCUGUAACACGACUGAGUUGUGUAUAGCGGGAGAAUUCCUCUCCACCACGAACACGUGUCACAUCUACCUGGUGGAGACAAACCUCACUGGUCAAACUGAGUCGGUGUUCUUUCAGUGGACCUAUACUAACGAAAGAGAUGUUUCAGACGGAUUCCCUGUAGCUUUGACAGUGGGGUUAGUCGUCGGUGGUGUGGCGCUCGCUGGCAUGGCAGCAGCAGGUGGCGUAUACUUGAAAAAAAGGAAUAAUGGGUACUCGGGUCGGGUGGAUACUGAGUAGGACCCAGGUAGGACUACCUGAAAGAACAGACCCGAGGACGAAGGCCAAGAAAAAGAAGAACUUCAGGAAAGCCCGCCACAGCCUCAGCCGAUGAAGAAGAAAAAUUGAAACCGGAGAACAAUUGAAAUCGAACAGAGAAAGUAUGAAGAAACUGACCGGCGUUUUUUAAAAA
This is a messenger RNA of Haliotis rufescens (red abalone), 911 nucleotides long. RefSeq lists its product as uncharacterized. Bases 302 to 739 code for a protein of 145 amino acids. The transcript has 6 exons. NCBI's taxonomy places the organism in Eukaryota, Metazoa, Mollusca, Gastropoda, Lepetellida, Haliotidae. The record is from RefSeq and is a predicted model, not a curated record.